AUGUGGACCUCUAUGUUGUGUAUUCUGCUGAUUUCCUUCUGUAUUUGUGAACACAGGUUUUCUGUCCUGACAGGGAGAGGAAUCCAUGUAGUGCGAAUAAACAGGCUUACAACUGAAAAGCAGUGCAGGCAGGCUUGUCAAAGCCCAGGUGCUUCAGGUUACCAUCACUGUAAUUGGUCUGUGCCCUACCAGGAUCGCUGCAUCCUCCUGCAGUGUCGCCAGCUGAGUGUGUGCCAGAAUGCUGGAGAACAAGACGUCAAAGACCUGCUUGGAGAAAUUGUCAGUGGGAAAAGGGAAACAGUCCUGUUUCACCACCAAAGCCAUCCACAGAAAAAGGAGAGGAUGGUGAAUGCACGGGUUGACCGACACAAUGUGGAAAACCUGUUUUCCUUAACUGCUCGGACUCGCAAAUUGCUUGAGGUUGAGAGUGAAGCUUAUGAAGCAACUGCCAAAGUCUCAAAUACCGCUGGAGGUUCUGGUCUCCCUGUUGAAGCUGUGUCACCCACUGCCUCUUCUCCCACCUCUGGUAACAUCCUUGCUUCCACUUCCAGCCACGUCACCGAGCUUGUGACCACCACUGAAAAACUGGGAAAUAGUAGCUCUGUCUCAAUAUUGUCCCCCACUUCUACUUCUGCUCCCGUCACUGUCAUUUCUGAAGCAGGUACUCAGAUGUCUCAAACAGAGCAGUUUAACCCAGCCACCACCAGCACUCCCCACUCUAGUAGCCCCACCACUGGUGGAGCUGGCCCAAAGAGUCUGAGCACAACAUUGACCACCCUCAUCCCGCAGGAUGCAGGAACAUCUUCCACUGCUUCCACUCGUGCCAUGUCACUCACCCCCUUGGAGAAUUCACGCUCUACGAACCCACUGUCUGUUGUUACAUUGCUAUAUCUAGAGACAGAAGCAAGUACAGCCACAACAUCUUUGAGUAAAUCACCUUCUCUUCUGGGCUCUACAAGAAGUGCCAUGGAUUUAACUACUGCCUCUACGGCAGAAACUACGACUGGGCGUGGGAUAAAGUCAACAUCUCACAUUUUUUCAACAACCACAGCUCCAGCAGAUACACCCAAAACAACAGCUUCAGGCCUUGCAGAAACUCGGGAUAUGGACAAUGAGUAUCUUCUCAUAGCUGCUGAGCCCCUGACUCAGUACUUAGUAGAUAAAAGCUUGCUCCUUGCAGUCCUUUUAGUUGGUAUGUUUUUUUUCAUAACUGUCAUAGUUCUUUUCCUUAUGCAGGCAUACGAGAGCUACAAGAAGAAGGAUUAUACACAAGUGGAUUACCUGAUCAAUGGAAUGUAUGUGGACUCAGAGAUGUGA
Molecule: messenger RNA, 1317 nt
Organism: Balearica regulorum gibbericeps (East African grey crowned-crane)
Lineage: Eukaryota; Metazoa; Chordata; Aves; Gruiformes; Gruidae
Source: RefSeq, a predicted model, not a curated record